UUAAUCCCGUUUCCGAUAGAAAAAAAUCCGGUCCCGCACAAAAAACACAUUCCUUUCCGCUUCAGCUCGCUCGGCUUCCACUCUUCAGUCACGCAAGUCCAUUCGGCUGGUGCCUUCAUUUUCGUAGGAAAGACAGUCCCCCACAUGCGACUGCAAUAA
Molecule: messenger RNA, 159 nt
Organism: Trypanosoma cruzi
Lineage: Eukaryota; Euglenozoa; Kinetoplastea; Trypanosomatida; Trypanosomatidae
Exons: 1
Source: RefSeq, a predicted model, not a curated record